Syngnathus typhle (broad-nosed pipefish) is the source of this 1558-nucleotide messenger RNA. Its product is annotated as myeloid-associated differentiation marker-like. The record is from RefSeq and is a predicted model, not a curated record. Lineage: Eukaryota; Metazoa; Chordata; Actinopteri; Syngnathiformes; Syngnathidae. Gene Ontology annotation, cellular component: membrane.
CAUUUGCAUCAAUGAUAAUGCUACUGAUAAUGCCAACACAGCACCCAAAACCAUCUGGCGGGCUCGAGAGAAGCUGCGUCACACUGGGUGGGAAAGACUUUUUCCUUCCACAAGCGCCACUAUAUUGAUAAGCAAACGGAAGCCAUCGCCUCCUAGGCAAAUAUCGGAUGCCAUUUGUAGCACGCACGCAUGCGCGCACGUUGAUGCUUGGACCUCCAAUGGGUGCAAGCAACGGAGAGGGAGUGGCAGGAAGCUUUGUGCUUGCUGCAGACGUCAGUCGCGCGCGGGACCACACCUUGCCUCUGAGCCUGUUAGUGAGUGGACGGACGCAAGAUCUAUUGGAGAAGUGGCUAUGGUGACACUCGACCUCAGGGCGCUGACGGCGCCCGUGGGCAUCGUGAGGAUACUGGAGGUGAUCUGCACCUGCAUCUCCUUCGGCCUGGUGCUGUCGCUCGGACACACUACCAACUCCUUCUGGACGUGGCGCUUGUUCACUUGGGGCUUCUGCCUCGCCGUCACCCUCCAAGUCCUCUUGCUGGAGUUCCUCAGCAUCAACGCAAAGCUACCUAUUUCCUGGGAUGACUUCACCACUGCCUUCGCCAUGUUGGCCACGCUCAUGGUGCUGAGCGCAUCCAUCAUCUUCGCCAACUUCUUCACCUGCUCUUCGUGUUCCCAACCGAUCGCCGCUUGCGUCUUCUCCUUCCUGGCCUUCAUCCUCUACGCCACCGAGGUGGGCUUGACCCGGGCCAAACCCGGGGAGAUCAGCGGCUUUCUUUCAACAGUGCCGGGUCUCCUGAAGGUGCUGGAAGUCUACGUGGCCUGCAUCAUCUUUGUGUGCUUGCCCUACAUCCCGUACGAUCAAUCCCCGGGGCUCCAGUGGUGCGUGGCCGUCUACUCCAUCUGCUUCAUUUUCGCGCUCCUCGUCAUCAUCUUCACCAUAUGCCGACUCCUCGCCGUCUUUCCCGUGCCGUUCGAUAAACUCCUUAUCGUUUGUAACGUGCUGGCCGUUCUCAUGUACAUCACCGCGUGGCCCUACUACAGCUUGAAGGACAACCCCCGACCGAGCAUCUGCGACAACUUCCCAAAUUCAUGCGGGUGGAAUUUUUUGGUGGUUGUCACUUUCAUGACCUGCGUCAACCUCAUUGCUUACGUCGUGGAUACGUUUUACUCCUUCCGGCUGGUCUUCUUUACGAGUCCAAACUAAAGUCUGGUUUUCGUAUCGAGCUGACUUCUAUUGAAUGAUAUCGAGUCGGAAUUUCUUGGCAUCUUUUGAUGUAUUUGUUGUUGGCGCAUUGUUCGCGCUUUCACUCUUAAUUCAGCCGCUCAUGUUGACGUGUGCAGCAAAUGAAUAAAAAUGCUCUUUUUUUCGGUGCCACUGGACAGUGAGUGAUGGAAGCCGUGAGUGAGUUAUUCAUUAACGUGCCGCGCCCUUCGCAUUUCAAAGUCCGCUUGCUUGCUUGCUUGCUUGGGUGUGUCGGGGUGGGUGUGCAUACUUUCAAGCGCACGUAGCGGGAGUUUUGGACAACGCUUCCUUCCACACAAUCUGUCUAUUCAGGCU